This is a messenger RNA of Brassica napus (rape), 1917 nucleotides long. Its product is annotated as pentatricopeptide repeat-containing protein At4g11690. The coding region runs from base 171 to 1898 and encodes 575 amino acids. The record is from RefSeq and is a predicted model, not a curated record. Gene Ontology annotation, molecular function: protein binding. NCBI's taxonomy places the organism in Eukaryota, Viridiplantae, Streptophyta, Magnoliopsida, Brassicales, Brassicaceae. The transcript has a single exon.
UGAAUUUCAAUAUGGGGAAGAAAAAAAAAGACUACUCUCUCCUCUUUUUAUAGUCAGUAGACUCGCCUCAAAAAUUCAGAAAUGCUUUUGCUUAAUUAACCUCAAAACAUGGCUUCCUUUGUCUUCUUCACCUUCUUUCCUGAAAGUUUCUGCGUUUAAACGUAUCCCCUAUGGCGGAGAAAGCCCAGAAAACACUCAUUCUCCUAGCGAAUCUAAUCAAAGUUCCUCCACUGAAAGCCUUCUCUCUCUUGAAUCCAUCCAAUCUUCACGGAGUUCAACACACACACGAAUCAUUCUCAGUCCUCCUUCAUCUCCUUCUCUCUGGAAACUUACUCCCUCACGCUCAAUCUCUCCUACUUCAAGCGAUCACCAGAAGAAUCCACUCCCAAUCCUUCACUCCUUCCUCACUCUUACGGUACUUAACACAAUCAGAAACUUCAAAACCCAACUCUCGACUCUACGAAGUAAUCAUCAGUACAUGCAUCCAAUCUCAAUCCCUAGACUCCGCGGUCUCCUACUUCACCGAGAUGAUCGAUAAGGGUCUUGUCCCCGGAUGGAAUUGCUUCAACAAUCUCUUAACUUUCGUUGCGGGGUCGUCUUCUUUCGACGAGUUCUGGGCUUUCUUCAAUGAGAACAAGGGGAGAGUCGUUCUCGAUGUGUACAGCUUCGGGAUCGCGAUCAAAGCAUGUUGCGAAUCUGGUGAAAUCGACAAGAGCUUUCACCUUCUUGCUGAGUUGAGAGCAAAUGGGUUUUCACCAAACGUCGUUAUCUACACUACUUUGAUCGACGGGUGUUGCAAGAGAGGAGAGAUCGAAAAGGCCAAAGCUUUGUUUUUCGAAAUUGAGACGAUCGGGUUAGUGGCUAAUGAGCGUACUUACACGGUUUUGAUUCACGGGUUGUUCAAGAACGGGCUUACGAAACAAGGGUUUGAGACGUACGAGAAGAUGAAGGAGGAUGGGAUUUUACCCAAUCUCUACACUUACAACUGUGUGAUGAAUCAGCUUUGUAAAGACGGAAGAACGAAAGACGCGUUUAAAGUGUUCGACGAAAUGCGUGAGCGAGGGGUUUCGUGUAAUGUUGUUACUUACAAUACUUUAAUCGGUGGGUUGUGUAGAGAGAUGAAUGCGAGUGAAGCUUGUAGGUUGAUGGAACAUCUGAAGAGCGAUGGGAUCAACCCGAAUUUGAUCACUUACAACACUUUGAUUGAUGGGUUUUGUAACGUGGGGAAGUUAGGCAAGGCGUUGAGUUUGUGCAGAGAUCUGAAGUCUAGAGGUAUGUCUAUGUCUCUAGUCACGUAUAAUAUUCUAGUUUCUGGGUUUUGUAAGAAGGGAGAUACUUCAGGAGCAGCUAAGAUAGUUAAGGAGAUGGAAGAGAGAGGGAUUAAACCUUCGAAAGUUACAUACACGAUUCUCAUUGAUACGUUUGCUCGGUCUGAUAACAUGGAGAGAGCAAUCCAGCUUCGAACGUCGAUGGAGAGUUUAGGAUUAGUUCCGGAUGUUCAUACUUAUAGCGUGUUGAUUCACGGGUUUUGCAUCAAAGGUCAGAUGAACGAAGCAUCGAGGCUUUUUAGAUCGAUGGUCGAGAAGAAGGUAGAACCUAACGAGGUGAUCUACAAUACGAUGAUUCUUGGGUAUUGUAAGGAAGGUAGUUCUUAUAGAGCGUUGAGGUUGCUAAGAGAGAUGGGAGAUAAAGAGUUGGCUCCAAAUGUUGCUAGCUAUAGUUAUUUGGUUGACGUUCUUUGUAAAGAAAAAAAAUUGAAAGAGGCUGAGGAUUUGGUUGAGAAGAUGAUUGGUUCAGGGAUGUAUCCAUCUGCUUCAGUAUGUAAUAUGAUCUCUAGUGCCAAAAAUGGUUCGCUUAUAGCUCAAACAAAUGAUAAGAGCUGUUUAAAUGUGACUUAAAUUUACACUUCUUUUUUCA